AUGCCGGGAUACGCCAAAUUCAUGAAAGAGCUGGUUACAAAGAAAAGGAGCUUGGAGUAUGAAACGAUUGAGGUGCCCCAUAGUUGUAGUGCAAUUAUGACAAAUGAGUCAAUCACUAAGAGAGAAGAUCCUGGGGCAUUCACCAUUCCUUGCACAAUUGGCAUGCUCCAAUUCGCUAAAGCUUUGUGCGAUUUAGGAGCAAGAAUUAACUUGAUGCCCUAUGCAAUAUACAAGCAACUUGGUUUGGGUGAACCAAAGGCAACCACAAUGAGACUCCUUACGGCUGAUCGAUCAAUCAAACACCUUGUGGGGAUACUCUAUGACAUAUUGGUAAAAUUAGAUCGGUUCAUCUUUCCAACUAAUUUUGUGAUUCUAGAUUGCGAGAUCGAUCUUGAAAUCCCCAUUAUCUUGGGAAGGCCAUUCUUAGCUACUGGGAGAGCAUUGGUGGAUGUCAAGAGUGGGAAAUUGAUGUUUCGUGUGAACAAUGAUGAGGUUACCUUUAAUAACUGUAAAUCUAUGAAGCAACCAAGUAAUAUCCAUGUGGUGUCUACUGAGGAUGUUAUAGAUGAGGCAGUGGCAAGUGUGAGCCAUAUAAUGCGCAAGAAUGAACCCCUUGAAUCUGUACUUUCCAAUUAUGAUGAAUCUGAAGUUCAAGGUUACUAUGAAGUGGUAGCUGCCUUAUCAGGGUUAGGAGUAUAUUCAAGGAAUCCAAUCAAGUUGGAUAUCGACUUGAAAAAUAGAGAAAGUCCUUCUACAAAGCCAUCAACAGAAGAACCACCAAAUCUAGAGUUAAAAGCCCUACCCUCUUAUCUCAAAUAUGCCUUCUUAGGAGCCAAUAAUACUUUAAUAGUGAUUAUCGCAACCGAUUUGCUUGAAAGGCAAGCGAAAUUACUCACUGAAGUACUGCAGAAGCAUAUAAAAGCUAUUGGAUGGACAAUAGCUGAUAUAAUAGGAAUUUCUCCUGGCAUCUGUACUCAUAGGAUUCGGCUCGACAAUGAAUUUAAACCUAGUGUGGAGCAUCAACGGAGAUUGAACCCUCCAAUGCAAGAGGUGGUGAAAAAGAAGAUCAUCAAGUGUCUAGAUGCGGGAGUGAUCUACCCUAUUGCAGAUAGUAAGUGGGAGAAAUGUCAUUUCAUGGUGAAGAAAAGUAUUGUUCUAGGACACAAGGAGUUGCAACAAGGGCUAGAAGUUGAUAAGGCAAAAAUUGAGGUAAUUGAGAAACUAUCCCCGCUGAUUUCAGUAAGGGGUAUUCGUAGCUUCUUGGGGCAUGCAGGUUUCUACCGAAGGUAUAUUAAAGACUUCUCUAAGAUUGCACAUCCACUUUGCAAACUCCUAGAGAAGGAAGUGAAGUUCUAUUUUGAUGAUUCUUGUAUGGCCGCAUUUAAGUGUUUGAAAGAAAAAUUAGUAUCCAGCCCAAUUAUCGUCAGUCCUGAUUGGUCUGAAUCUUUCAAAGUAAUGUGUGAUGCUAGUUGUAUGGCAUUGGGAGUAGUGUUGGGGCAAAAGCGCAACAAACUAUUUCAUCCAAUUUAUUACGCAAGUAAAGCUCUGAAUAGUGCCCAGCGAAAUUAUACAGUCACUGAACAAGAGUUUCUCGCAGUGGUCUAUGUAUUUUAA
This is a messenger RNA of Solanum verrucosum, 1614 nucleotides long. RefSeq lists its product as uncharacterized. The coding region runs from base 1 to 1614 and encodes 537 amino acids. NCBI's taxonomy places the organism in Eukaryota, Viridiplantae, Streptophyta, Magnoliopsida, Solanales, Solanaceae. The transcript has 2 exons. The record is from RefSeq and is a predicted model, not a curated record.